This is a messenger RNA of Benincasa hispida (wax gourd), 504 nucleotides long. RefSeq lists its product as uncharacterized. The record is from RefSeq and is a predicted model, not a curated record. Lineage: Eukaryota; Viridiplantae; Streptophyta; Magnoliopsida; Cucurbitales; Cucurbitaceae.
AUGCGAAUAGCUCAAAGCAGACAGAAGAGUUAUGCUGACAACCGUCGAAAAGAGUUGGAAUUCAAAGUAGGAGAUCACGUAUUUCUAAAGGUCGCACCAAUGAAGGGCAUUAUGCGUUUUGGACGAAAAGGAAAACUUAGCCCCCGCUUUAUUGGACCCUUUGAAAUAUUAGAACGUAAUAGCCAAGUAGCUUAUCGAUUAGCAUUACCACCUACCCUUUCUACAAUACAUAAUGUCUUUCAUGUAUCGAUGCUUCGAAAAUACGUGUUUGACCCAUCACAUGUAGUAAAUUAUGAACCUCCACAAAUAAGUGAAAACUUGGAAUAUGAGGAGACUCCGGUUUGCAUCCUAGCAAGAGAGAAGAAGUCGCUUCGUAACCGGGAAAUAAGUUUAGUAAAGGCUCUCUGGAGAAAUCAGCAAGUGGAAGAAGCUACAUGGGAACGAGAAGAAGAGAUGAAAGACAAAUACCCUUAUCUUUUUAAGAACCAAGAAACUUUUGAGGAC